This is a messenger RNA of Sinocyclocheilus anshuiensis, 791 nucleotides long. RefSeq lists its product as uncharacterized. Lineage: Eukaryota; Metazoa; Chordata; Actinopteri; Cypriniformes; Cyprinidae. The record is from RefSeq and is a predicted model, not a curated record. The transcript is spliced from 2 exons. Gene Ontology annotation, biological process: lipoprotein metabolic process; lipid transport. Bases 36 to 755 code for a protein of 239 amino acids. Gene Ontology annotation, cellular component: membrane; extracellular region. Gene Ontology annotation, molecular function: lipid binding.
UGGCAUCAUUUAUUAACCCCCGCCGGCGAAACAGCAUGGAGCAACCACCCAGAAUGGUAUCUGCUUUUAAUCAUCUUGAAAAGGAACUGAUUAAACUCUUAGACAGUGAUUACCCUCAACUCCAGCAGUGCAUAGAGAAUCUACGUUGUAUCAUCGGAACAUUUCUUGACAAUAACAGAAGUGCUGAUAAAGGCUCUAGAGAUGGAGCAAUAGCAGAAGCAGCUGGACGUACCGCAAUGGCUGUGGGGCUAGCUUUCGCUCCAUUUACACUGGGGAUUUCUGCUCUUAUUAUCUCUGGAGCAGGAGCAGCGGUGGCUACAGGUGGUAUGAUUGGUAGUGUAGUCUGGAAUAAGAAGAAAACGAACCAGGAGGCACAGUUAAGAAAAGAGGUUGAAGCUGAAUUGAGAGCAUUUCAGAAUAAAAUCAUCCCUAUGGCUGAAAAGAUAAAAGAUAUUAGUCAGCGUAUUAAGGAAAUACUCAGGGACCUUAGUAACCCUGAGCACAAUGUCAGUUACUUAAGUAAAUAUUUUACCUCUGCCUGUGAGUUAGUCCACUUCCUACAGAUAUAUGACGUUGGUGGAUUGGCUGUGCAGAUUUCUAAAACUGUGCAUUUGACUGGAGACAUCACAGACAUUUUGGCUAGGGUUAGUACAGAUAUCCUUCAGAAGCUCACUGAUGUACAGCGACAAAUCAGUCUGUUAGAGUGCAUGAUGGGAGAAAUUAAGAAAACAACAGACAAAAUGGCAAAUCAUUAGGUUUCAAAUCAGUAAAUAUCAAUGGCUGAGACCAAC